AUGAACAUAUCACAACGGAAGCUGAUCUAUUUAAAUGUUAUAGAAUCUUCAAUUCUUUACGGAUCGGUUGUCUGGACGAAUUGGAUGCACUGCAGAGCGUUAAAGAAGAUACAAACAAUACAAAGACUUCUUCUCCUAACAGUGACUGGAGCAUACUGCACAACCUCCCACGCCGCAAUCCAUGUUAUCGCUGGAAUCCCUCCAAUAGACCUUACGAUCAAGUCAAAAGCUCUAAUGUCAAAAAUUUCCCUCACAAGCAAAUCGAUUCAAAUUCCUGGCCACAAUUUCUGCAGUAGCGACUUAGAAGAAACUGCCAAGAAGUGGGAUAGCCAUCCAAGCAUCCAGUGUACUCUUCCUAAGAUAAGCUUAAAGGGAAAAACUCCCUCACUGCAGAAUUUGGAGAUAUACACGGAUGGCUCCAAAACAAAGUGUGGAGUAGGAGCAGGCUAUGCUGUGCUACGGGAUGGGAUCCGCAUCCAAAACUGGUCCGCAAGACUCAAUCCUUCAAACUCAGUAUUCCAGGCAGAGCUUACGGCUAUUUUUCAAGGCUUGUUGUAUCUGCAAAUAAAUCGCGCUUCUUCUGCCGCAGAUCUGUACUCUGAUAGUCUCUCCUCCUUGGAAGCACUGCUGAAUCCCAUACAUCGAAAUCCCCUAGUAAGAAAAAUUCAAAAAAUACUCGAAGGCCAGAAUGAUAUCUCAUUAAGUUGGAUUAAGGGUCACGCAGGACAGGUGGGGAAUGAAGCGGCAGACUUCUUAGCCAAGCAAGCAGCAAACGACCCAUCUACUCCCCUUAUUCUAAACAUGCCAGUGCCAAAAUCCUUCAUAAAACAAAAAUUACAAGAACAUCUAAAAGAUAGUUGGAACACACGUUGGCAAAGUGAAACAACAGGCAGAAGGGUACACUCCAUCUUCCCAAACCCUUCUUUAAAAACCAGCAUCAAGAACAGAUCUGACACCCUCUUUGUUACUGGGCAUGGGCCCUUUCCAGCAUACCUCUCUCGAUUCAAAAUAAUUCCAUCUCCCAACUGUGCAUGUGGACUCAUAGGUACUCCAGAUCAUUAUCUUUACUCCUGCCCUCUCACAUCUCAAUUUCACCUAAAGAUGAACAAUAGUAUCACAAUACCCGACAAUAUUCGUCAAGCUCUUUCGCACCCAUCUGGUUCAAAUUCCAUGCAUAAUUUAAUUAGCGAACUGACCAUCCGCAACUACGAGUUCCAAGAAGUUAGCUGA
Messenger RNA from Uloborus diversus, 1230 nucleotides. RefSeq lists its product as uncharacterized. Gene Ontology annotation, molecular function: RNA-DNA hybrid ribonuclease activity; nucleic acid binding. The record is from RefSeq and is a predicted model, not a curated record. Lineage: Eukaryota; Metazoa; Arthropoda; Arachnida; Araneae; Uloboridae. Gene Ontology annotation, biological process: DNA replication, removal of RNA primer. The transcript has a single exon. Bases 1 to 1230 code for a protein of 409 amino acids.